GUUGAGAACAAACCGAGCUUAUACAUCCAGUCCUUGGGAUUUUCUUUGGUCCGUCAGUUUGGUGUUAUAAGUUCAACUUGUUUUCACGUAAAACAAUUUAACAUAUGAACUAAUUUUUAUAUAAUUUUUUAAUAGUUUAUAUUGUUAAAUUUUAAAACGCGAGAACAAACCGAGCUUAUACGUCUUUAGUAUUUUCUUUGGUUUGUCAAUUUGGUGUUAUAAGGACUAGACGUAUAUUAAAAAAAAUUCAAUAUAAUUUCUUCAACUAUAUUUAUUUUAAAACUAACAUAAAUUAAAUAAACGUUUUUCUAUAUAAAACUUAAAAAAUAGUCUAAAUUGUUAAAUUUUUCUAGGUCUCGUCCUUCAAAUUUCCUUUGGUUAGUGAGACUAUUAUCAUUCUAAGUAUUAUACGUGGUUGAAACAAAAUAGAAAGAAUAAUAAACAGAUUUAUUGAGUUGGUAAAAAAUGCAAGAAAAAUCCGGUCCAAAAGACCAACUAAAGUUACGCAAACAAACGACAGCCAAGUACUGCCACACUCUCCAUGCAAAAACUCGCAUUUCCUCUCUCUCUCUCUCUCUCUCUCUCUCUCUCUCUCUCUCUACACUCCCUCCGCCACCACACGUUUUAUUCUCACCAUUAUUCCGAUGGAGGAGCCACGGCUACCUCCGACUAACAAUGAGAACAAUACCACUGAUCCUCCUUCUACGUGUCAUCGCCCCACCGGCAGCCUCCCUCAACUCCCUUCAUCUCCCUCCCAAGUUUCUUCACCUCCACAGCAUUUACGUAAUCAUUCUUUGAAUCUUUCCACACACUUAUCAUCUUCCUCUCCUCCUCCUCCUGAUCCAAUCCCAGAGAUCGAGACUUACGUUGUGCAGGUACCAAGGGAUCAGGUUUACUGGACACCUCCUCCAGAUAAUGCAAAGAUCGUCGAAAGACGUAGGAAUAGCGAGCAAGGGAAAAAUAAUAAAAGAUUCUGUUCUAAACGAUGCAUGUGGUUAUUCAUCUCUGUGGUCGUCAUCGGACUCAUCAUCUGCGCGAUCGCACUCAUCGUUGGUUUUGUAUUCAAGCCGGAACCUCCUGUUUUCAAUGUUAAUAAGCUCGAGAGAUCUCGCCAUUUCGAGAUCAUGCUGACAUCAAAGAACCCAACCUCCACCAUGUGGGUGACCUACAAAGGUCUUGUCUCCCUUAUGUACAAAAACAAGAACCUCGGCCAAGGGAAUUUCCCGGAGCUGUCACUAGCCGUGUCUGGAUCCCAUACGGUCAACCUAGAGCUAGAAGGGUCCAAGAACGCGGCUGUGCUGCCGCCUGAAGUGGUUAGUUUGGUAUUGACGAUGGGGCUCAAUGCCGGAUUUGGCACGGGAUUGGUGAAACGGGACAAGGAAGUGGUAGUGACAUGUGAUAUUAAGGUCAAAGGAUUAUUAAAUGAUGCUCAUAACGUCGAGAUUGUGUCGGAGAGUUGUGAGAGUCAGUUCACUAAAUAAACCUAGAAUUCACACUCAAAAUAUUAUGUUCUGUCUUUUAUUAUAGGUAAAUUAGCGAGCUUUAUCACUUCUCAUGUAAGUUUGUUCUCCUCCGAUUGUCAGCAUAUGCUUUUCUUGUCUUUUGGUUUAA
Messenger RNA from Capsella rubella, 1611 nucleotides. RefSeq names its product NDR1/HIN1-like protein 13. Lineage: Eukaryota; Viridiplantae; Streptophyta; Magnoliopsida; Brassicales; Brassicaceae. The transcript has a single exon. The record is from RefSeq and is a predicted model, not a curated record. Bases 645 to 1481 code for a protein of 278 amino acids.